AUGGCGGCGGUUCCAAAUCGUGGGCCGGAGCUGUUGGGUGUGAAUAUUGCCUUUGUUACCACUGCAUUCUUGGCAUGCUUAUUGAGAGUCUUUGUGCGGAUUCGCAUGGUGAGGGCGUGGGGGCUGGAUGAUUGGCUCAUGGUCACUGCAAUGAUGAUAUACACUGGCUACAUCACCUCCUCCAACAUCGGCGUCCAGUAUGGAACGGGUCGGCACCACCGUGAUCUCCCAGAACACAAUGUCAAAGUCGCGAAACACUGCUGGUACUUUUGCUACCUCUUCUAUUCGAUAUCCAUGAUUUGCUCCAAACUCUCCAUUGGCUGCCUUCUUCUUCGCAUCAGUGUCCGCAAACUCCAUACGUACAUCAUCUACGCCGCCAUGAUCGUUUCCAUUGUUGCCGGCGGAACCUUCUUCUUCGUCUGCCUAUUUCAAUGCGACCCCGUCUCCUACAUGUGGGACAAGCGCCAGCAAGGCACUUGUAUUAACAAUACCGUCAUCACCGCGCUUGGCUACGUCUACAGCAUCUUUAGUAUCAUCUCUGACUUCACUUUUGCCAUCAUCCCGGGCUUCCUCGUUUGGCACCUUCAACUCAAACGUAGGACUAAAAUCGCUCUUAUCCCGCUCAUCACUAUGGGAUGUAUUGCUAGUGCUGCCGUCAUCGCUCGCCUCCCCUUUAUUAAACACUUCAAUUCCCCCGACUUUCUCUGGUCCACUACCGACAUCGCCAUCUGGUCCUCAGUUGAACAAGGUCUUGCCAUCACCGCCGGCUCCCUCGCCACCCUCCGCCCCCUCUUUUUCCUCGCCAUGCACCGCCUCGGCCUCACCACCGGCGCCCCCUCGCGUCACCCUUCCGCCUACGCCCUGUCCGGCGGCCGCCCCGCCCACCCCCAACCCUCUCACCCUCAGAAAGCCAAACACGAGACCUUUCGCCCAGACAAAUACCAGCUCUCCGCCACCGUCAAAACGCGCUGCGACUCCGACUCGGACAGUAGCAUCCCGCGCACUGCCGAUGCUAGGCCGCUCAAGUUGACCUGUGGGGUCCCAGCUGCGGCCGUUGGUGGCGCACCCCAUUGGUCGGACCACAAGACGCAGCAUCGCAUGGCAGGCGGCGAGUUGCGCGGAGAUAACGAAAGUGAGCGCAGUUUGAGGAUGCGGUGUAGUGAGGACGAGGGCAUGGGUAUCAUGGUGUCCAAGUCGUUUUACAUUACCGAUGAGGAGAGGGGGAGUUUUGUGGCAAGCGGGGAGGGAUGUGGAGAGGGGAAAAGCGAAGGGGGAUAUCGGUGA
Messenger RNA from Plenodomus lingam JN3, 1284 nucleotides. RefSeq lists its product as uncharacterized. NCBI's taxonomy places the organism in Eukaryota, Fungi, Ascomycota, Dothideomycetes, Pleosporales, Leptosphaeriaceae. The record is from RefSeq and is a predicted model, not a curated record.